AUGCUGGUGAAGGCGGAGGUCCUGGCGGCGCCCGCCGAGGACGAGCUGCUGCUGCUGGGGCUGGGCUCGCCCGCCCCCUCGCCCUCGCUGCCGUCCAGCGCCGAGGAGGAGGAGGAAGAGGAGGAGGAGGAGGAGGAGCUGCGCGCCGCCCCGCCGGCUCGGCCCGUCGAGGCUCCGGGCGGCCGCGGGCUGCGGCGGGCGGAGGGGAAGCGGCGGCCGGGGCGGUCCCGCGGCGCCCCGCGGGCGGCGCGCACGGCGGAGACGGCGCAGCGCAUCAAGCGGAGCCGGCGGCUCAAGGCCAACAACCGCGAGCGCAACCGGAUGCACAACCUGAACGCGGCGCUGGACGCCCUCCGCGACGUGCUGCCCACCUUCCCCGAGGACGCCAAGCUCACCAAGAUCGAGACGCUCCGCUUCGCCCACAACUACAUCUGGGCGCUCACCGAGACCCUGCGGCUGGCCGGGGCGGCGCGGCUCGGCCCCGACGGGGCGGCGGCAGCGGCGGUCCCCGCCGAGGGCAGCCCCUCGCCCGCCUCCUCCUGGAGCGGCGGCGCCGCCAGCCCCGCGCCCUCCGCCUCCCCGUACGCCUGCACUUUAUCGCCCGCCAGCCCCGCGGGCUCCGCCUCGGAUCCCGAGCACUGGCCCGGCCGCUUCGCCCCGGGGCCGCCGCCGCCGCUGCCCCGCCGCUGCCUCUAG
Messenger RNA from Vidua macroura (Pin-tailed whydah), 696 nucleotides. It is a transcript of the gene NEUROG2, whose product is annotated as neurogenin 2. The coding region runs from base 1 to 696 and encodes 231 amino acids. NCBI's taxonomy places the organism in Eukaryota, Metazoa, Chordata, Aves, Passeriformes, Viduidae. The transcript has a single exon. Gene Ontology annotation, molecular function: protein dimerization activity. The record is from RefSeq and is a predicted model, not a curated record.